AUGGGGGUGGCUCAUCCUUUCUUCCAAGGCGAGAACACGUCGGAUACUGUGCGCACCUCCUUGGAUCUUUUCCAAAAUCCCAAGAAUCAUCCUGAUGCCGUCGGUACCAUCCUUACCUACAGUGGCAGCCGUACUGGUUACACCCCGGCCUCUUUAUCCCAAGCCGAAACCGCGUCGAAAUUUAUGGAUUACAUUUCAGAUGUCUCCCGUUUCCCCGGUUUCUUGCUCGAGCACUCAUCCCGAGAAAGAUUCGAAUUGAAUGAAGUCAACAUCAACCUUAUUGCAAACCGCAUCAAGGAAGCUUACGAGGGUUAUCUCAAAAUUGAUAUCAACCAGGUUAUCAGCUCCAUCCAAGGUUUGGUCAACGCGGUCAUGUCCGAGUCGCAGCAAAAUGCAUACAAGUCUCUGUUUGACCAGUCGCCUGUCGUCAAUGUGGAUGGUACGCUCGUCAUCUUUAUCAACUAUGUGACUCUCAACAUGACCAAGACCCAGAGUGGUAAGACAACUGUGAAGACUCAAACCUACGAAAUGCAGUUUGCGCGCUUUUCGUUGAACAGAGGCUUUAUCAUUGCCAACGCACAAAAACUUGCCGAUGCUUUGGGUGACGGUGGACUCGAUAACUGGCUUAACCAAGGAACUUCCCCUCAGAAGAAGGGUGUCAAGACAUGCUUUAGCAAUAAUUAA
This is a messenger RNA of Radiomyces spectabilis, 684 nucleotides long. RefSeq lists its product as uncharacterized. NCBI's taxonomy places the organism in Eukaryota, Fungi, Mucoromycota, Mucoromycetes, Mucorales, Radiomycetaceae. The record is from RefSeq and is a predicted model, not a curated record. The transcript has 2 exons. The coding region runs from base 1 to 684 and encodes 227 amino acids.